This is a messenger RNA of Contarinia nasturtii (swede midge), 2137 nucleotides long. RefSeq names its product pleckstrin homology domain-containing family G member 4B-like. The annotation marks the transcript as partial. NCBI's taxonomy places the organism in Eukaryota, Metazoa, Arthropoda, Insecta, Diptera, Cecidomyiidae. The record is from RefSeq and is a predicted model, not a curated record. Gene Ontology annotation, molecular function: guanyl-nucleotide exchange factor activity. The transcript has 5 exons.
AGGACACUUUUGUUGAUCAUGCGCGAAAUGAUUGGAACGGAGCGUGACUAUGUGCGUUCACUACACUACAUCAUCGAUAAUUACAUGGACGAAAUGAAUCGCGAAGAUAUUCCACAAACAAUGCGAGGACAACGAAAUGUUAUAUUUGGAAAUGUUGAAAAAAUCUGUGAAUUCCAUCAACAGUACUUCUUACACGAGCUCGAACGAUGCGAAAAUAAUCCACUCAAAGUUGGUGCCGUAUUUUUAGAGCAUGAGGCCAAAUUCUAUCUGUAUGCUCUGUAUAAUAAAAAUAAGCCAAAAAGUGAGGCUCUCAUGAGUGAAUAUGGAUCCAGGUUUUUCAAGGCAAAGCAAAUUGAGCUUGAAGAUAAAAUGGAUCUUGCGUCAUAUCUAUUGAAACCAGUGCAAAGGAUGGGAAAGUAUGCUUUAUUGUUACAGCAGCUAAUGAAAGCAGUUACCAGUAUACAGGGGCCAUCAUUGCAAGAGAUAGCCGAAGACAUUGAAGAGCUGCAAAAGGCUGAGGAAAUGGUCCGUUUUCAGUUGCGCCACGGAAAUGACCUAUUAGCCAUGGACUCGUUACGUGAUUGCGACGUAAAUGUUAAAGAACAAGGUCGCCUAUUGAGACAGAACGAAUUUUUGGUGUGGCAAGGCAGAGGUGGAAAGAAAUCAUUGCGUCAAGUAUUCCUAUUCGAAGAUUUAGUGCUGUUCAGCAAAGCAAGACGCUUUCCAGAUAGCAAAAAUUUGGACAUUUAUCUUUAUAAAAAUAGCAUAAAAACAUCGGACAUUGGCCUAACCGAAUUUGUUGGUGAUUCGACUACCAAAUUCGAAAUCUGGUUUCGAAAAAUGAAACCAGACGAUACAUGGACAUUGCAGAGCAUGAACGAAGACACGAAAAAAGCAUGGACCGAAGAAAUAUCGAAAUUGCUAUGGAAACAGGCGAAACGGAAUCGUGAAAUUCGUAUGGCAGAAAUGUCAUCAAUGGGCAUCGGAAAUAAGCCAUGUUUGAAUAUUCGACCGAGCCAAAAUCAGAUCAAUGAUCGUUCGGUUAGUUUUUCGCAGCUAGAAAAAGCGCCGAAGCUGCGUAGUUCAUUUUCAUCGUCAUUGGCUGAAAAUGCGAAGGUACUACAACGUCCAAACUCCAUAAUUUCGCUUGGCUCAUCAUUUUCGUCGAGUACCAGUCGUUCAUCUGCAUCGUCCAGCAGUAGCAAUGCAAGGAAUAUCACAUUGGGCAAUGAACUCGAUAUGAUCAACGAAACUCUUCCACUCAAAACGAUAAACAAUUCCAAGAAAUAUCAGCGAUCUACCACGCUUGCUAGCCAGCUAUCGAUGGAAAGCGGAAUAAUAGCUGACAUAUCUACAUCACCCGAUACCGAAGUACAAACGUCAGAAGACACAUCAUGGAUGAAAUCAAUGUCACCAUUUACACAUCAAAAAUCACUAACAGACAACAGUAUUCAAAAAGGAUCCACAUCAAAUACGAACGUUACACGAUUAGUUCCAGAUAAUGAUAUGCUUAGCGCAAAUUCAACAACAAAUCCAUACAUAAACAACGAUUCCAUGGCUGUACAUUUAUGAGCUGAAACAAGUUAACAUCUUAAAUGCACUUAACAUACAGAGCUUAAUCAUUGCGACUAUCUUAUGGGCCAUGUUUAACACAUUAACGAAAUUCAGUGACUUAUUUCACACAAUUUAUUAUUGCAGUUAAAUAUUUUCCUUAUGAAACUAGAGAUUUUAGAGAACAAUUAAUGUUAUUUUUGAAUUCUAAGACGAUCCAACAACAAAAAAAAAUGUUUACUCUUCUACGCAUUCAUCUUAUUUGUAUUUGUAUCAAAUAGAAACAACAGAGUCCAUCGUACACUUUAAUUUAAAUCUAUUUAAUAACUAAAAACAUAUUUCUAACGAAAUCUAUUGUUUAUUUCUAUUUAAUUUAAUACAUAAAACUUAUUUUUAUAUGAAGAAUCCACUUUUUGCAACAACAACAAAAAAAAACAACAAAUAUUUUUAUAUGCAGAUUUGCAGAUAUCAGAUGUUCAAAAUCACAUGAAAAAUAUCAGUCAAAUUUCGUUUAUUUUUGUUUGAGCACAGUGUCGAACUGCUAAACAAACGUCCAUUCAUUCAAAUUGGUACGAUUUAUAUUGCU